This is a messenger RNA of Megalops cyprinoides (Indo-Pacific tarpon), 2187 nucleotides long. Its product is annotated as adseverin-like. Gene Ontology annotation, molecular function: actin filament binding; phosphatidylinositol-4,5-bisphosphate binding. Gene Ontology annotation, cellular component: actin cytoskeleton; cytoplasm. Gene Ontology annotation, biological process: actin filament severing; actin polymerization or depolymerization; barbed-end actin filament capping. The transcript is spliced from 16 exons. NCBI's taxonomy places the organism in Eukaryota, Metazoa, Chordata, Actinopteri, Elopiformes, Megalopidae. The coding region runs from base 1 to 2187 and encodes 728 amino acids. The record is from RefSeq and is a predicted model, not a curated record.
AUGGGACUGAGCCACAAGGAGUUUGAGAAGGCGGGGAAGUCCACCGGGCUCCUGAUCUGGAGGAUUGAGAACAUGGAGCUGGCACCUGUAUUGGAGAGUCUCCAUGGUAACUUCUAUGUGGGGGAUGCCUACCUCAUCCUGCGUACAGUCAAGCAGGGAAACAGCUAUUGCUACGACCUGCACUUCUGGCUAGGUAAAGAGUGCAGUCAGGAUGAGAGCACCUGCGCCGCCAUCUUCACCGUGCAGAUGGAUGAUUACCUGGGAGGAAAACCUGUUCAAUACAGAGAACUGCAAGGGUUUGAGUCCACAACCUUCACCAGCUACUUUAAGGGAGGAAUCACGUACAAGGCAGGAGGGGUGGCUUCAGGGUUCCAUCAUGUGGUCACCAACGACCUGACAGCAGAGAGACUCUUCCACAUCAAAGGCAGACGUGUGGUUAGAGCGACAGAGGUGCCCCUCACCUGGUCCAGCUUCAACAAAGGGGACUGCUUCAUCGUGGAUCUGGGUGCAGUAAUAUACCAGUGGUGCGGCUCCAACUGCAAUAAGUUUGAGAGGCUGAAAGCUGCACAGGUGGCAACUGGUAUCCGUGACAAUGAACGGAAUGGAAGAGCUAAGCUUAUUGUGGUAGAAGAGGGAAGUGAACCCCUUGGCAUGACAAAGGUCCUGGGAACUAAACCAGACCUUCCUGAUGGGGAUGAUAAGGAUGAUGUGGUGGCAGAUGUAUCCAAUCGCAAAAUGGCCAAACUCUACAUGGUGUCGGAUGCAACCGGGACCAUGAGGGUAUCUCUGGUGUCUGAGGAGAAUCCCUUCUCACAGACACUGCUCCUGUCAGAUGAGUGCUUCAUUCUGGACCAUGGAGGAAAUGGGAUAAUAUUUGUGUGGAAAGGCAUGAGGGCAAACAAGGGCGAGAGGAAGGAAGCGAUGAAAACGGCUGAGAGCUUCAUCAGACAGAUGGGUUAUGUGCAGAACACCCAGAUUCAAGUUCUUCCAGAGGGGGGUGAAACUCCUAUGUUCAAGCAGUUCUUUCAGAACUGGAAGGACAAAGACCAAAGUGAUGGAUUUGGGAAGGUUUUUGUCACAGAGAGAAUCGCUCACAUUCAACAGGAAGAGUUUGAUGCCUCCAAGCUCCACAAAUCCCACCACAUGGCAGCUAAGUACAAGAUGGUGGAUGAUGGAACAGGUGAUACAAAGAUAUGGAGAGUGGAAAGCAGUGGCAGAGUUCCAGUUGACCCAAAAACGUACGGACAGUUCUAUGGUGGUGACUGUUACAUCAUUCUGUACACGUAUGCCAAAGGGCAAAUCAUCUACACCUGGCAGGGCUCAAGUGCUUCUCGAGACGAGCUCACGCACUCUGCCUUCCUCACUGUGGAGCUGGACCGCUCAUUGGGGGGGUGUGCUGUGCAGGUCAGAGUGUCUCAGGGCAAGGAGCCAGCUCAUUUGCUGAGCCUGUUCAAAGAGAAACCUCUUAUCGUGUUCAAAAACGGGACAUCUCGUAAAGGGGGCCAGGCAUCCGCAGCUCCCACUCGGCUCUUCCAAGUGCGUCAUAACUUGGCAACCAUCACACGCAUCUCAGAGGUCGAGGCUGAGGCACAGAGCCUGAACUCUAAUGAUGCCUACCUGCUGAAGAUGCCGCAGGGGCAAGGGUACAUCUGGGUAGGCAAGGGGGCGAGUGAGGAGGAGGUGCAAGGGGCAAUGUACAUCAGUGAGCAGCUGAACUGCCAGUCCAGCAAGAUCACAGAGGGACAGGAACCAGCUGACUUCUGGGGGAAGUUAGGUGGGAAAAAAGAAUAUCAGACAUCACCAAGGCUCGAGAGCAAAACUGUCAUUCACCCACCACGCUUGUUCGCCUGCUCAAACAAGACUGGCAAGUUCAUUAUUGAAGAAGUUCCAGGAGAUUUUACCCAGGAUGAUUUAGCUGAAGAUGAUGUGAUGCUGUUAGAUAUCUGGGAUCAGGUGUUUAUAUGGAUUGGAAAAGAUGCCAAUGAAACUGAGAAAACAGAAUCUCUGAAGUCAGCAAAGACUUACAUCGAGACAGAUCCAGCAGGCCGGGACAAAAGGACCCCGGUGGUGAUUGUAAAACAGGGACAUGAGCCCCCCACAUUCACAGGCUGGUUUUUGGGCUGGGAUGCAGCACGGUGGGACUCUGACCAUGUUGCCAAAGCAAUGAAAUCACUACAAAUCGCAUGA